Molecule: messenger RNA, 1574 nt
Organism: Betta splendens (Siamese fighting fish)
Lineage: Eukaryota; Metazoa; Chordata; Actinopteri; Anabantiformes; Osphronemidae
Gene: mbd3a
Product: methyl-CpG binding domain protein 3a
Exons: 7
Coding region: 148-885 (245 amino acids)
Source: RefSeq, a predicted model, not a curated record
GUGAUCUACAGUCGUAAAGGUCUUGACGGGAGAGAGACAGCGGGGAUCGAUAACAAGCCACACUGCGAACUGAUGCGUGCAGAAAAAGACAGACGCCUGACUCCUUGGCUCUUCUAAGCGCACGAACGGCUCGAGACAACCGCGGCGAUGGACAGAAAAAGUGUACCUGUCAAGCACAUUCUCAACAAGCCCCAACUGGUCCGUGGUCUGGGCAGCAACCACCACACAGAUGUUACUUCCAGUCACUCCCGCGCCGGACGAUUGCUCUCGACCAAAGUGCAGCCCAGCAGGCACAAGCAUCUCUACAACACCAACCAUCAAGUCAGGGCCAAACCUGAUUUAAACACAACACUACCAGUGCGACAGACAGCAUCCAUCUUCAAACAGCCAGUGACCAAGGUAACAAAUCAUCCCAACAACAAAGUAAAGACAGACCCGCAGAAGGCUGUGGACCAACCAAAACAACUGUUCUGGGAGAAGAAGUUGAGUGGCUUAAACGCGUUUGAUAUUGCAGAGGAGCUGGUAAAAACUAUGGAACUUCCUAAAGGCCUACAAGGUGUUGGGCCCUCCUGCUCUGAUAAAACAUUGCUUUCUGCGAUUGCCAGUGCUUUGCACACCAGCCCUUCACCUGUCACUGGACAGGUCACCACUGCUGUGGAAAAAAAUCCUGGCGUCUGGCUGAACACAUCACAGCCUCUUUGCAAAGCCUUCGUAGUGACAGAUGACGACAUCAGGAAACAGGAGGACUUGGUGCAGAAUGUGAGGAGGCGGCUUGAGGAAGCCCUUAUGGCUGAUAUGUUGGCUCAUAUAGAGGACACGGCUGCAGAAGCUGCAACGACUAAAGUAGAAGAAAAGGUUGAGAAGGUGGACGGGGAGAAAUUAUAGCCAAGGUCUGUUUGACAAGUUUGCUGUAAACUGGUUUUCUUUAUGUUCUAGUAAUUGGCUCCUUGAAGAUUUUUAUACAUUUUGAACUGAAAUAGACCCUAAAUGCAGACAUUCUGCAGAUUUUGUUAACCUAAAUAAAGUUUUUUUUCCUUAAUACACGACAGUGUUUUACUAAAUGGUUUGAUUUUCUGUUCAUUUGCACGUCUGCUAAUGAAUGGCAGUCAUGUAUGGUGCUCUGUGCAGUGUCAACAGCCGGUCAAGCUCAAAGUAAAAGACACAAACCUGAUGUAUUUGAAGUUGUUGUUGUAUCUAUAAGUUCAUGCUGAGAAGCUCUUGACUCUUUACUGUUCUCUCCAAACAUGUUACUCUUUUCAUAUUUUACUCUGCACUGUUUGUAAUGUGUUCUAGUAUAGAAAGGUUGCAUGAUGUUUACAUGCACACACCAUUCGUGUUGCUUUUUAUGAUCACAGGUUUCCUGCUUCAUACUGUUGGUUUACAUAGUUUUAAAUUUAAGUCAUGUUAUAUUUGACAAAAUCACAUUUUUCCAGCUACAUUUUAGUUGAAACGGGUCUGUACCCUCAAAUACAAGAAAUAAAACGCUGAUGUUACCUCACAACCACAUGUACUGUAUGAGAUUCCUUUUUUGUCUCUAACACUGUCACAAAUAAAUGCAGCUUUUUUAUGAUUUA